Molecule: messenger RNA, 1122 nt
Organism: Notechis scutatus (mainland tiger snake)
Lineage: Eukaryota; Metazoa; Chordata; Lepidosauria; Squamata; Elapidae
Product: adiponectin receptor protein 1-like
Biological process (GO): adiponectin-activated signaling pathway
Cellular component (GO): plasma membrane
Molecular function (GO): signaling receptor activity
Source: RefSeq, a predicted model, not a curated record
AUGGAGCCCUUGAAGGAGCGGGCUGGGUGGUGCGCAGGGUACUUGGGGGAGGAGGCUGUGGCUGAAAUGAGACCUUUGCUACAAGAGAAUGCUGGACAGGAUGGUACUGAAAUGAAGGUUGAGCCCACAGGUUGGGGAUCAGAGGAUCCAGAGAUAGAGGAGGAAAAUACAGGUCCAGAUCCUGUGCGGGUCUUGAUGUUGCCACUUCAGGCCCAGCAUGCCAUGGAGAAGAUGGAAGAAUUUGUUUUGAAGGUUUGGGAGGGCCGUUGGCGUGUUAUGCCCUAUGAUGUGCUGCCUGACUGGCUGAAAGACAACGAUUUUCUCCUGCACGGACAUCGGCCACCCAUGCCUUCCUUCCGCGCCUGUUUCCGCAGCAUCUUCCGGCUCCACACCGAGACUGGCAACAUCUGGACUCAUCUGCUUGGGUUCCUCUUCUUCCUGGUUUUGGGCAUUGGCUACAUGUUCAGUCCCAACAUGAAAUAUGUGGCCCCCAUUCAGGAGCGUGUGGUCUUUGGCAUGUUCUUCCUCGGAGCCAUUCUCUGUCUUUGUUUCUCCUGGCUAUUUCACACGGUCUAUUGCCACUCUGAGAAAGUUUCUCGCACCUUCUCCAAAUUGGAUUACUCUGGAAUUGCCCUGCUCACCAUGGGCAGUUUUGUUCCCUGGUUGUAUUAUUCGUUCUACUGCUCACCACAACCCCAGCUCAUCUACCUCAUCAUCGUCUGUGUGCUGGGUAUAACAGCCAUCAUGGUGUCGCAGUGGGAUCACUUUGCCACGCCACAGUAUCGGGCAGUGCGGGCAGGUGUAUUUCUAGGCCUAGGGCUGAGUGGACUGGUGCCCACCCUCCAUUUCAUGUUCACUGAAGGUUUUAUCAAGGCCACAACAGUGGGACAGAUUGGUUGGCUCUUCCUCAUGGCAGUCCUCUACAUCUUGGGAGUAGGCUUGUAUGCUGCCCGCAUUCCUGAACGUUUCUUCCCCGGCAAGUGUGACAUCUGGUUCCAUUCACACCAGAUCUUCCACGUCUUGGUGGUUGCAGCUGCCUGUGUCCAUCUUCAUGGGGUCUCCCAGCUGCAGGCAUUCCGCUCAUCACUGGGUGGCAGCUGCACGGAGAACACUGUGCUCUGA